UCAGAAUCCACGGUGCACUACACUAUGAAGAAUUUAAAGGAAGUGAGUUAUAUACAGCAAUAGUACAACAGUUUUACUGCCAGUAGUGCAGAAACAGAAUAAGUUUGACCGACAAAUCUCUUCUGUCUCGGAAAACAAUGAUGAAGAUUUAGUACAUGACCUCCAUCGGCACCAUGUUCUACCUGCUGGGGUGACUGUCAGCAGAUUGUCACAGCAGCAGUGAGUUAGUGUCUCUGCAUUUGGACACUCAUGCGGGUGAAUGUGAGAACUACACAGUGACCACAUCCAGAGAGGCGGAAACUGAGCAACAGACAUGAAGACCUCGGAGCCCAAUAAACUCAAACCAGAGGAAGAAAAAGCCAGCUGGGCCCCUGAAGACAUGAAGGAUGAAAGCAAAGUGACAGAUCUGGAGAGCUUAUUGGAAGAACUGGACUUGACGCAGUGCUACACAAAGAAGCUAUCACUCAGCAGAAUACUAGAGAUUGAUAUGAAGACCAUCACUGAUGAACCUGCCAGGCGUAAAUCAGACCUUCCAUGGUAUUUUCUAAAGAAAGUAAUGAUGAUUAAUAUCACUGCUAGGAAUGUGAAAUGUACAUCACAGUGUGAGUCAAACAAUGAUGAUGAAUCAGGGAGUACAGACCUAGAUCUUGAUAAUAUGAUCGACAGUCCAAACAAAGGCAACAUGGUGAACCCCCUCGACAUAAUCACUGCUCUCUUUCUGUGUUUUGAUGGUUUUGUACAGCAGGAAAUGGCACUAAAAAUGUCCAUGUGUCAGUUCUCUGUCCCUCUGCUGCUUCCCAAUUGUGACACAGGACAGUGCACACUCAUGCUGUGGGCCAUGAGAGACAUUGUUAAAAAGUACAGACCUCAGUCUCUUUCACAGUCAAAGGGCUUCAUUGAAGAAAGAAUCGUUCUCUCUGAACUUCCAAUGGUCUCUUUUGUCAGACUGGGUGAGUGCUCCUUGUCCAAGUCAGAGAUUCUCAAUAAGCUUCUGAGCAAUGAUCAGCAAUACCACGACACCUUUGUUCACCACAACAUGGAGUGUGGUGACAGUCCAAGAAUAAUUUCCAAUGGACUGACUGAAAUUACUUGGUAUCUUCCUGGUGGAAACACAAACAUUGACAUUUUCAGUCAGCCAGUGGCUGUAGCUAACCUUCGUGGAGACAUUGCUUCAUUUGAAACACAAUACUCCUUUUUGUGUCAGACAUCUGCAGCAGUUUUUGUUUUCUUUGACCAUUUGGAUUCUGAGUCUGAGACUGUGUUCAAUCUGCUUAAAAGCCAAAACCACAAAGCACAGAUCUUCUUGGUGGGAAACUAUGAGAGCAAGCGCUUCAAUUUAGAAGCUGUGAAAAAAGUAGUAAACAGUUUAGGCUUCACUAAAGGCAAUGUCAUCAUUAAAACAAAGCAGAAAAAUGAUGCAGACUUUGUAAAAGAUUUGAGGAAAACUGUCAGAAAUGUGGUUGCGAAAUCAGAGUUGAAGAUGAAAAUGGAGAAGAUGGUGGAUGUUGCCAAUGAACUGGGAAUACUGGUUGAUGAAAACUCUCCAGAGUGCCAGACUGCAAAGAAAAAUGCAAAAACCAUCACUGCAGAAAUUCAAGACAUCCAUAAAUAUAAAGAAAAUGAGCUUCCCCGACAAGGCCAAACAUGGAAAACUCUGUCCUGCUUAGAGAAGGAAGAGUUUCGACUUCGACAUGUUGAGUCUAAAAAUGUAGAAGAUUACAAAAGUGAUCUUAAGAAACAGAAAGAAGAACUGCGGAAAAAGCAGAACUCUUAUAAGAUGUCAACAGCUAUGACAAACUUCAUCACGGGGAUAUCAGGCCCAGGAACAGAGAGGUUUUAUUUCCUGAAAUGGAUGCGAAUGAACCUCGAUAAUGUGUCUCAUGAAAAACUUUCUGAACUCAGGGAGAAAUAUAAAGAAAAAUGCAAGAACUCAGAGAACAAAGAGGAGAUUAAAGAAAUUGACAAACAAAUUUCCAGCAGCUCACUGGGGAUUGAACACUUCUUCCGUGAAAUGGGUCAGAUCUAUGAAGCUUCACUGUCUCUUCCAGAAACAGACAGAUCACAUCAACAAUUACAGCAUCUGCCCAAACUGUGUGCAGAGUUGUUGCUUGAUGGAUUUCCUCUUGAGCUUGUAGAUGGAGAUGCAUCCAACAUCCCUCUCAGAUGGGUGAGUGAUGUUCUCUCUCAGCUCAGUGACCUGGUGUCUCCAAACAUAAAGAUACGAGUAGUCACAGUUCUUGGAGUUCAGAGCACAGGAAAGUCCACUCUCCUUAACACCAUGUUUGGAGUGCAGUUUGCAGUCAGCAGUGGUCGAUGUACUCGAGGUGCCUUUAUGUUGCUCAUCAAAAUCAAUGAAGACAUGAAAAACGUCCUGAACUGUGACUUCAUGGUGAUCAUUGACACUGAGGGCUUAAAGUCACUAGAUCUUGCACAAGUGGACAACAGCUAUGAGCACGACAAUGAGCUUGCUACACUUGUUGUUGGGCUGAGUGAUGUCACGAUUGUCAACAUUGCAAUGGAGAAUUUAACUGAAAUGAAAGACAUCCUACAAAUAGUUGUGCAUGCUUUUCUCAGGAUGAAGGAGGUGGGCAAAAAGCCUAAAUGUGUGUUUGUUCACCAGAAUGUGUCGGAUGUUUCAGCCCAUGAGAAGAACUUACGAGACAGGAAACUGCUCCUGGAUCAGUUGAAUGAGAUGACUCAGGCAGCAGCCAAAAUGGAAAAGAAAGAGGGGAACAAGAGCUUCACUGAUGUGAUGGAGUACAGUUCAGACACCGGGAACUGGUACAUUCCUGGACUCUGGAAUGGAAACCCACCAAUGGCACCAGUUAAUGCAGGAUACAGUGAGGCUGUAUAUGAGCUCAAGAAAAACAUCAUCCAACUACUGGGAAACUGUGAGUCAUCUGCUAAUAAUAUCAUGGAGUUUAAAGAGUGGGUGAGAAGUCUGUGGAAUGCAGUAAAGCAUGAAAACUUCAUCUUCAGCUUCAGAAACAGCCUCGUAGCUGAUGAAUACAUGAAGCUCUGCUCAGAGUUCAAAAAAUGGGAGUGGGAACUCAGAAAAGAAAUGUACACCUGGGUAACAAAUGCUGAAACAAAAAUUUCAAAUAUUGGUACCAUUGCAGCAAAAUCUGAAACAUCUGACAUGAGAGAAUUUCUCGGAUCUUUGAAACGUGAAGCCUCCACAGUGCUGUCUACAUGGGAGACAAAGAUUCUGAACUAUUUGACACAAUAUUUCGAGCAGACAGAGGGUCAUGUGUAUCUGGUUGAAGGAUACAAAGAGGAAUUCUCAAACAGUGUAGUAGUCCUUAAUCGUGAAAUAGAAAAUAGUGUAAAGUAUCAGCUUGAAGCAGCAGCAGAAAUCAGACAAGGAAUGAAAGAAAUUGAUAAAAUCAAAGACAGUAAUAGAAAAGAAAUUGAAAAAGCUGUGCGUGCAUUAAUUGAUAAAUGUCGAAAGAAAGAAGUCCAAAUGACAGACGAAGAGUUGGACAAAGAGUUUGAGAAGAUGUGGAGGGAAACUUUAGAAAAACUGUCUUUCUCUAAACAAAAAACCUCGAAUGUCAUAGACAAAGUGUCCCACUCUCUGAGAGAAAAUCUGAAACGCAGGGGGAGCCAUGCAAAUGAGUUAUUAAGUGAAAUGAGUCUGCAAGAUUGUGGAAAAGAGUUUUUUAAAUAUUCAGCUGAAGGAUGGUUCAAGAAAUUUAAACACACAGCAAACAAGUUAUUUGCCCGUCAGGAUCACAUAAUGGCUGCACAACAUCUUGCUGGCAGGAUCAUAGAUGCUUGCACAGACUUUGUGAAUGAGCGAGUGAAAAGAAAAAACAAUUACCAUGACACUUACAUCCAGGAGAUCCUCCACAUGAUUGAUGAGAAGCUGCAAAACAAUAAAGAAGUUAAGAUAAACAUCGAGUUUGAAGUUUCUCUAAAACAGCACAUCUGUGGAUUUGCAGCCAGAGAGUUUCAGAAAAUGCACGAAGAUUUCUUAGAAGAAAAUGAUCCGUACAGAUGUCUCAAUAAAAACAAAGAAAGGUUUCGUGAUGAUUUCAAAGAUGUGUUUCAUGAACGAGACCAGUGUCAGAAGAAGGCAGAAGAAUUCACAAAUCGAUGCUUGAAGCCUGCUGUUGAAGACUUUGUUAAUCGCUCCCUGGGUCCUGAUAUCAUUGAUGAAAUGAGGAAACUCAAGCAUUUCAGCAACCAAAUGUACUUCCAGUAUUCAAUUUUACUGGAUUUGCUUUACAAGGAGGAUUUUCAAAACUAUCUGAGCUAUAUUUGUUCAUAUGAGAAUUAUGUAAAGUCAUGGAUACUCGAACAAAUAAAUAAGCACUUCUUAACUGAAUCAUCAGUUUUUAAGUUUGAGGACCAACAUCUACAGUCAUGUAUUGAUAACAUAAAUUCUGCCAUCAUCAAGGCCAAAACCAGAGAGAGUGAUGAUUUGAAGGCUUUUGUUGAAGAUAUUUGGAAAGAACUUGGAGAUAAACUGGUCAUUACCCAGGAUGCUCUUGGUGCUUUCAUGAUACUGAACAAUGCUGACAAGGAACAGUUUGCUGACUGUCUCACAGCAUCUAUGAAUUACAUGACAGAAACUCUUAGAAAAAAGUUUAAAGAAUCUCCCUUUGAAAUGAAACUACAACAUCUCCAUGUGAAUCCACAGAAUGAACUUUUCAACAAAUUGAUUGGUUGUGGCAAACAGUGUCCAUUCUGCAAAGCUCCCUGUGAUGCAGGAGGAAAAUUCCAUACUGAGCACUUUGCUUCACUGCAUAGACCAGAAGGUCUGGGUAAAUACAAGUGGGAGCAGACAGAGCGACUUGUCACUGACAUAUGCUCAUCCUUAGUAAUCAGUGACAACAGAUUUCGUUGCAGUCAUACAAACAAUAAAUGGCAUUCUUAUAAGAAAUACAAGAAAAUAUAUAAAGACUGGAAUAUUCAGCCAGAUGUGAGCCUUGAAGCAUCAGACUACUGGAAAUAUGUAAUGACAAAAUACAACAAGAAUUUUGCUGAACAAUAUGAAGCCCAAAGUGCUUACAUCCCAUUUUCUUGGCAUCUAAUCAAUAAAGAUCAGGCAGAAAAAAGUCUUAAAGAAUCAUAUAACAUCAAGUAACUGCUCAUAAUCCUCCUCAUGUGAUUAUUGUGUACAGAAGAACAGAUGUUAUGUUUGCGAUACUGAAGAAAAUGUGUCAAUAUUUUAAGAGACAAAAGUAAAAAACUAAAAUUAAAUUUAAUGAACCAUAAUCUGAUUUCAAAUUUAACAAAUUUUUUGUUGUUGUUGUUGUUGUUUUCAACUUGAUAAUCCAUAUAAGACGUUGUAACAAACCCUAAGAAAAUGCAUACCAUCACUACCUAGAGUUUUCUUUUUUAUUAUUAAAUUAUUAUCUAUUCAUUUUACUUCUUGUUUGAUAUAUUUAUAUUUUUGUUAUGGUUGUUUCAGUUUUCUCCUUUUUUAAAAAAAAAUAAGAAAGUUGUAUAUAAUUUGUUUCUUUGAGGAACCUGGUGCCAAAAUCUUUACACUUUCAAUGUUUUAAAAGAUCAUCUGAAUAUAAACAUUUGCAAUAGAAUAUGUGAUUUUCUUACUUAAAAUUUAGAAUUUUGUUUUCUUUCAUAUUUGAUCUAUCAGACAGUUUCAAAAAGACUCAGAGAAUCAUGCAUUUUAUAUAAUUUUAUAUCUGGUGUGAUCCAUAGUCAAUCAUUUAAUUGGUUAAACAAGCCUCAGUUAUAACAAAUAGCAAACUGUCGAUCAACCUGUGCGUUAUCUACAAAAAAAUAGUCUGUUUAACAAUGCACCACACAAUCAAUGUCCUCCCUGUGGUUAUCACAAAGCACUUCGCACAUGCACUCAGAAAAAUAAAGGUGCCAACUGGAACCAAAAGUGGUUCUUUAGACUGAUGCCAUAGAAGAACCUUUUUUGGUGCCACAAAGAACCUUUCAAACAAUGCUUCUUUGAAGAACCAUUUCUUUCAGUGGUUCAUUGGGGCGCCUUUAAAGGUUCUUCAACGAACCAUCAAGAAAUGGUUCUUUGGGGCACCUUUAAUGGUUCUUCAAAGAACCACUGAAAGAAAUGGUUCUUUAAAGAACCAUUUUUCAAAAGGUCCUUCAAAUGGUUCUUUAAAAAACCAUUUUAAAGAACCUUUUUUGAAAUGGUUCUCUAAAGAACCAUUUUAAAUCUUUCAAAAUAAAAUGUAUCAUAAAUUGAAUUUGAGUAGGGUAAAAUAAACACGAGCACAGCAUAGACAUAUAUUAAUGGUUUAUUGCCAUUUCGUAAUAUACCAAAAGACAAAAAGGCAUUUUAACCCUCAGCACAACAUCACUACUAAUACAUGUCACAUAUUAGUCAUUUAAACAGUAAUAAUUAAACAUUUUUACUAUACUAUAAAUAAAUAUACAUAAAUACUAUAUCUAUAGAUAACAACAAUUAAUACAUGUAUUGUUUAAUUAAUAAAACAUCAGAAAGUGAUAAAAACACAUUAGAAAUAGCAAUAGCUUCAUAACAGACCAAUAAAUCAACACACUGUCAUCAGCAGAUGUUUGCAUGUUCAGUAAAAAUAUUUCAACAACAAGUUUUUGAUCAAAAUUAUCAAUGAACUUCAGCCUUACCUUAUGUAAGGUAAGUUUCAUGUUGGACUCCUGGUUCUUUGUUAGUCCAGUUUAGGAUAAUGUCUCUGACGUAUGUAUCAUAUCAAAUAUAUGUCAUAUCAAAACAACCCCACACCUGCAGUUGUUUCAGUUUUUCACAGGUGUUUCCUGUCAGCUGGUCAACCUCACUGAGGCGGGCAUCCAUAUCAGCCAACCAAACGACAAGCUCCUCCCUUUGUGCUUCAAAUCCCUCCAUCUCUGAGUUCUCCUCUAUGCAGACAACGUUCCUGUUUUCAAGGCACAACUUGGAUCUGCUAUACAAAUCUUAUAGAUACACACGAAAUGAAACAGUAGUGUGCACGACUCCAGAUUCUGAUCCCUCGUCCUAAUAUGGUCCCAAAAGGCUCACAAAAACCAACAUAGCAAUAGCAAUAAAGCAAAUGUUGAGUCCAUAAACCAAUGGCUGACAUGGGUUUUAUCAUAAGGGUGAUAAAUUAGAGCUGGGCGAUAUAAGAUUUUUUCAUAUCACGAUAUGUUUUUUUCAUUUCAGGCGAUAACGAUAUAUAUCACGAUAUAAGCCAAAUAACUAUAUUU
Messenger RNA from Oreochromis aureus, 7155 nucleotides. RefSeq names its product up-regulator of cell proliferation-like. The transcript has 4 exons. The record is from RefSeq and is a predicted model, not a curated record. NCBI's taxonomy places the organism in Eukaryota, Metazoa, Chordata, Actinopteri, Cichliformes, Cichlidae. Gene Ontology annotation, molecular function: GTP binding. The coding region runs from base 314 to 5092 and encodes 1592 amino acids.